AUGAGUGUCGCAUUCGAGCCUCGGAACUUCAUGCACGAUGGGGGCUAUCCUCCCAUCGGUGACGAUCAUGACCAUACGGCCGACCAGCGAUUUACCGACAACGAUGUCGCCGAGCAGCUUAGCCAUUACACAACCGAAGCAUCGAUGCUUCCAGAUUCAACAGGCGUUCUCGGAGACGACAGAGGGAUGAUGCCAGAGCAUGCUGCUGCUGUGCAAGAAGCGACCCGACUCGACUUGGGACAUCCCGACUUCCCUUCGCCCAUCGAGGCUGCUUUGCAAGCACCAACACUCGACCCUUUACCCGACGACAAGGACCUUUCUCCAAGCAUCGGCUCUCCUCCCGCUGCCUCACGGAUCAAGCCUAUCGCCAAGCCCGAGAGGGAAGCCGUCAAAGGCGCGGAUGGGAAAUUUCACUGCACUCAAGAUGACUGUAAGGAAGAAAUCAGAGUGUUCUCGCGCAAGUGCGAGUGGAACAAGCACAUGGACAAACAUGAGCGCCCUUACCGAUGCCCUGCCGAAGGGUGCGAGAACCUUCCCGGCUUCACAUACUCCGGCGGUUUACUUCGACACGAGCGAGAAGUCCAUGGCAAACAUGGAGGCCCCAAGAAUACAGUCAACUGUCCUCACCCAAAUUGCAAGCGACACACAGGGAAGGGUUUCUCAAGACAGGAGAACCUGAAUGAACAUCUACGCCGCGUCCACACCAACCCCGAUGGCACUACCCCUCCAGCCGAUAUAGUUCAAUCUCCCGAAGAUAAUGAUAGCGAGAGAGCGGGCAUGAAGCGCAAGCGACACUCAAGUGUACAGGCCAACGAGGAACUUAUGGAGCUCAGAGAGGAGGUCAAGCGGGUUCGGGAGGAAAACGAGAAGCUCAAGGCCGAAAUGACUCAACAGUCGCAACACUCUCUUUCCAUGAUGGCUCAGAUCGCUGAGUUGCAAGACGCGUUGAGAGACGGCCUUCAGCACAGUUUGGGGGCCCCCACAGCACAGAUGAUCUAA
Fusarium sp. VM40 is the source of this 999-nucleotide messenger RNA. The record is from the annotation of a GenBank genome assembly. Lineage: Eukaryota; Fungi; Ascomycota; Sordariomycetes; Hypocreales; Nectriaceae.